This is a messenger RNA of Neltuma alba, 1331 nucleotides long. Its product is annotated as ranBP2-type zinc finger protein At1g67325. The record is from RefSeq and is a predicted model, not a curated record. Gene Ontology annotation, molecular function: mRNA binding. The transcript is spliced from 7 exons. NCBI's taxonomy places the organism in Eukaryota, Viridiplantae, Streptophyta, Magnoliopsida, Fabales, Fabaceae. Bases 202 to 1110 code for a protein of 302 amino acids. Gene Ontology annotation, cellular component: cytoplasm.
UCCAAUGUUUUGUAUAAACAUGAAUGAUCGAUUGUAUUUACAGCAGUGAAUGGAUCCGCUGCUCAAUUCGGCUUCUCCUUCCCUCUCUUUCCGUCGUCUCAGAACCAAAAACCCUUGUCUCUACCCUUUCUAUCUUUGGCGUUCUGUACUUUUAAUUGGGCCCUCAGAUAUAUAGACACAGACAUCAGCGAUAAAAUAAGAAUGGGAGAAGGGAGAGAAGGGGAUUGGGAGUGCAGUGGAUGCAAUAACAGGAACUAUGCAUUCCGGUCAUUCUGUAAUCGUUGCAAGCAACCUCGCCUUCUCGUCGACAACGAAACCCCUGCUGAUUCUAAGUGGCUGCCCCGUAUUGGCGAUUGGAUCUGCACUGGUUGCACUAACAACAACUAUGCAUCAAGAGAGAAGUGCAAAAAGUGUGGACAACCAAAGGAGGUGGCGGCCAUGCCAGCAGUCGCAAUGACUGGAGCAUCUUUCCCAACUUACUCACAUCAUUUUUCCAGGGCCCCAGGAGGAGCUGAUCAGAAAAUGAAUAUCGGAUUGAUUGGAAAUAGUGCUCCGCCGGUUUCCCUAUGGCUACCAAGUGGAAACUAUGGUUCUGGACUUCCAUAUGAUAAUUCUGCCAACCCAAACUUACCUAUUCCAAAAGGAUGGCGUAGCGGGGACUGGAUCUGUAAUUGUGGCUUCCAUAAUUAUUCAUCACGUUCCCAGUGUAAAAAGUGCAAUGCCUUUCCACCUGCACUUGGAACAAAACGAUUAGCUUCCGAAGAAUUGGUUUAUGACUGGGAUAACAAGAGAUUGAAUGUUGGACAUACAAUUGAGCAGCAACAAACAUAUACAAGUGUGGAGCAAGUGGUAGGGGCCAGUGCAGAUUCAAAAUCUGGAGUCUUCGCUUCUGCCACUAUAAACUCAAGUACCGCUCCAAGUUUGCCAAUGCCCAUGUUGUUUCCUCCUCAAAUUACUACACCUGCACUCCUUGGGAAAGGAGCAAAGCAAUGGCGUAAUGGAGAUUGGAUGUGCACAAAUUGCAACAAUCACAAUUAUGCUUCCAGACUACAGUGUAACAGGUGUAAAACUCACAGAAUGGCACCCAUACAACCCGUCAAUGUAAUGUAAUGUUGUAUUUGAUUAUACUACUAGUUAGAAUGUUGCAUGCACAGUUGCUGCUUGAGUUUUGUUUUGGUUUUCCAGCAUGUAUUUUUCAGCCAAGAAGUGGAUUUUCUUGCUAGGCUCGUUAUGCUUGCAUGAUUUAGUGGCAGUUCAUUUCAGUUUAUCUGAAAGAUGUAUAAUUAUAUACAGAUUCAUGGUAUAUCAGAUUUUUGGUGUGUGUUGUGUUA